AUGGAAGAUCCAAAACUAGAAAAACAUUUCAAAAGUCAUCGUAGUACUGUUACAUCUCUUAGUUUUUCACCAAAUACAAAACAACUUGUAUCGGGUAGUUUGGAUUCAUGUCUUUUUCUUUGGCCAUUUAAACCUCAAGUUCGAGCUUAUCGAUUUGUCGGUCAUAAUGAUGCUGUUUAUUCAGUAUGUUUUUCUCCAUCGGGUCAUUUAAUUGCAUCUGGUUCAAAAGACAAAAAAGUUCGUCUAUGGAUUCCAAGUGUAAAAGGUGAAUCAACUGUAUUCAAAGCACAUACAGCUGCUGUUCGAUGUGUUGAUUUUUCAAGUGAUGGUCAAAGUUUAUUAAGUUCAUCAGAAGAUAAAACAAUUAAAAUUUGGACUGUACAUCGACAAAAAUUUCAAUUUUCACUUAAUCAACAUUCAAAUUGGGUUCGUUGUGCUAAAUUUUCACCUGAUGGAAGAUUAAUUGUUAGCUGUAGUGAUGAUAAAACAGUUAAAAUAUGGGAUAGAAAUACAAAUGAAUGUAUGCAUACAUUUUACGAACCACAUGGAUUUCUUAAUGAUGUAGCUUUUCAUCCAAGUGGUACUUGUAUUGGUGGUGGUUGCACUGAUGCAAGUGUCAAAAUUUGGGAUAUUCGAACACGUAAACUUAUUCAACAUUAUGCAAAUCAUGUAGCUUCAGUGAAUAAUGUUGCCUUUCAUCCUAAUGGAAAUUUUCUUUUAACUGCAUCAAGUGAUGCUACAUUAAAAAUAUUUGAUUUACUGGAAGGACGCCUUAUCUACACUUUACAUGGUCAUCAAGGACCUGCAAUGAGUGUAGCAUUUUCAAAACAAGGAGAUUACUUUGCAUCAGGUGGUCAAGAUCAACAAGUUCUUGUUUGGAAAACUAAUUUUGAUACCACUACACCAUUUGUUGAUUCAACUAAUACAACAAAUAAUAAAUAUACAAAUGGAAGUGAUCUAACAUGUCAUGAUUACGGUACAACAUCACGAAUCUCAUCGGCAAAUAUUCAACAAAAUAAAUCUCAAAUAGCGUCAUUACGUGAAAAAUCUAAUCCAGAAACAAGUGAUGAACGACGAGCACGAAAAAUCGAUAUGUUUAAUGGAAAAUCAACAACACGUACAUUUGAUGAUGACGAUCGUCUUGAGAUAACAAAUAUUGGACCAGCUUAUGAAAAUGGCAUAGCUCGUUCAAAUAGUGCUUCAGCUUGCUUAAUUAAUUCAGCAGCAGUGGCUAAUGGAAGAAGUAAAAAUAAUCGUGCGACAUAUGAUAUUGAAACUACUGCCAAUCAAACAUAUUCACCACAAUUAACAAAUACACUUGAACAUAUUGUUCAACAAUUAGAUAUAUUAACAAAAACAGUAGCUAUACUUGAAACACGUUUAACAAUGACUGAAAGUAAAUUACAAGAGCGAAAUGAACAGGGACAAGAUAAUAAUAAAAAAAUUUAA
This is a messenger RNA of Rotaria sp. Silwood1, 1449 nucleotides long. Lineage: Eukaryota; Metazoa; Rotifera; Eurotatoria; Philodinida; Philodinidae. The record is from the annotation of a GenBank genome assembly.